Messenger RNA from Camellia sinensis, 1749 nucleotides. The record is from RefSeq and is a predicted model, not a curated record. NCBI's taxonomy places the organism in Eukaryota, Viridiplantae, Streptophyta, Magnoliopsida, Ericales, Theaceae.
UAUAAUUUAUGCUAAAUAAUUUUUCUUUUUAAGGAAGUGUAGUGAAAGACUACUAAUAUUUUACAUUUACGUUUACAUUUUUAUUUAAUUAAUUUUCUUGUCCGGACGGAGCAACCCACCACCCCAUCGGCCACACCCAACUCCAUCGCUGUCCUGUUCUGCUCUGUCUGUCUGGGUCCCAAUCUCACCUUUGCCAAGAUGAUGACAGACGAUGAGCUUAUCACGAAGCUUGAAGAAACCACCAAGGACGCGCCGCGCCACCAGCUCGAUACUCUCCGCGCCAUUCUCGAACGCAACGCCGGCGUACGUUAUCUCCGCCGACACUAUCCUACGCCCGCCGCCGUCGACGCCGCUACUUUCCGGCGAUCCGUACCCCUAUCUUGCUACGAUGAUGACUAUGCCGAUCACAUCCUUCGAAUCGCCGACGGUAGUGAUGAUGAUCGGCCUUUACUCUCCGUUGACUCUUUGGUCUGUUUCUUCUACAGUUCCAGGAUGAGUUCCAUGAAGCCAAAAUUGAUCCCUUACUUUGAUUCUGCGCCAUCAAAAGCCAUCUCAUUUUUGGCUCACCAGGGCAGUGCCCUUUCCAAAGCAAUAAUCCUAACGCAUCCCGGUUUCUCUCCAUGUCUGCACUCUGAUUUAGUUGAUGGGAUUCAAGCACCCUAUGCUGCCGGUUUAGUUAGAGCAAUUUGCUUUUUGGAAUCUAAGUGGGAACAAUUAUGUCAGGAUCUUGAAUAUGGGUAUCCAAGUUCGGGGAUUUCUGAUGUUGCCAUGAGAGAUUCAGUUACUGAGGUUCUCUCUGAGCCUCAACCAGAACUGGCGAAGAGAUGUCGAUCAAUUUGUGAAGAAGAGGAUUGGGGAGGCAUUUUAAGUAAAUUAUGGCCAAAUGCGCGUUAUAUUAAGUGUGUUACCACGGGAAAUAUGGAGCAAUAUUAUUCAAAAAUUAAGUACUAUGGAGGAGAGUUACCGGUGUUAGGCGGAGACUACUUUGCUUCAGAAUGUUGUGUGGGUAUUAACUUGGAUAUUUCACAACCUCCAGAGCUAACCCAAUUUACUAUGCUACCAACCGCAGCCUAUUUUGAGUUUCUUCCAUUUGACAUGAACAAGACGAGUGCUCGUGAUGAAGAAACGGUUGAUCAUACUGGUGUCGAGGUGGGGAAGAUGUAUGAGGUGGUUGUGACUACUUAUAGAGGAUUGCAUCGAUAUCGUUUGGGUGAUAUUGUGAAGGUUGUUGGUUUCUAUAAUUCAUCCCCGCAAGUUGAGUUUGUGACGAGAGCUCCUAAAACUCCCAGUGAGGUCUUGACAGAAGGGGACUUGAUGUCUGCAAUCAAAAGUUUCCAACAAGUGCUAAGAAACGAAGCGAUGACAGAGGUGACAGAGUUUGCUGGUUUCUUGGAUUUGGAGUUGAACCCGAAGCAGUUAAAGGUUUUUGUAGAAGUGAGAGAGGGAUCUAUAUUUUUGCAGCUGGAGAAAUUAAAUGAGUCGGUUCUAGUUCUUAGAGGGUGCUGUUCCUAUCUUGAGGAUGGAUUUGGAGCAAUAUAUAAGCUAAUGAGGGAAAGGGGUGAAGUUGGUCCAAUGUUGUUAUACAUUGUAAAACCUGGUAGCUUUGACAAAAUUUUGCAAGUUGCUAUUGAAAACGGAGCACCGGCAAGUCAAUAUAAACCACCUAAAAUUAUAAGAAACCACAAAAUCGUUGAUUUAAUGGAAGAUUGUGCUGUUGUGACUGUAUGCUUGGAUUCUUUUGACGGUUAA